Messenger RNA from Leptopilina boulardi, 1075 nucleotides. RefSeq names its product elongation of very long chain fatty acids protein 7-like. Gene Ontology annotation, cellular component: endoplasmic reticulum membrane. The record is from RefSeq and is a predicted model, not a curated record. Bases 205 to 987 code for a protein of 260 amino acids. Gene Ontology annotation, biological process: sphingolipid biosynthetic process; fatty acid elongation, monounsaturated fatty acid; fatty acid elongation, saturated fatty acid. NCBI's taxonomy places the organism in Eukaryota, Metazoa, Arthropoda, Insecta, Hymenoptera, Figitidae. Gene Ontology annotation, molecular function: fatty acid elongase activity. The transcript has 4 exons.
AAAAUUCUUUUGUUUCAAAACGGAUUACUACUUCAUUUCGUAUGAAUGAGAUUUCCAAAUAUUUCAAGCAUUCAAUUAAAAUUUAAGAACGAAAGACUUAAACCAGUCAGUAGUUAAACUUCACGCGGGUUAAUCGUAGGAAUCGUCGAUUAUAAAAUUUUUAAGUGAUUAAAAAAUAUAACAAAUUUGUUUUACUAAAUUAAAAUGAAUUUAAAGGACACAUUUAAUUAUUAUUAUUACGAGCAAGCAGAUCCAAGAGUAACAAAUUGGAUUUUAAUGGGUAGUCUAUGGCCUAUCUCAUUAAUAUUAUUCGGUUAUAUAAUAUUUGUAUUGCAUUUGGGACCGCGUAUUAUGAAAAAUAAAGCAGCUUAUGAAUGUAACACAUUCAUCAGAUUCUACAAUAUAUUCCAAAUUAUAGUAAAUGCCUACAUAAUAAGAGAAAUUCUGGCCGUGCAUCCCGAUGCAACUGCUUUGCGUUGUGAUACAGGAGAUUAUUCUAUGAAUCCCGAUGCUGUUAGGCUGGCCAGGGCAUGUCAUUUAGUAACUUUGUUGAAAGUUAUUGACCUAACUGAAACAGUCGUUUUCGUACUUCGAAAAAAAAAUAAUCAGGUUUCAUUUUUACACUUGUAUCAUCACAUCUCAACAGUAUUAAUUGCAUUGAUCUCUACACGAUAUAUUGCUUCGGGAAUGGCUGUUUUUUAUCCAGCAUUAAAUUGUUCAAUUCAUGUAAUAAUGUACACGUAUUAUCUUCUCAGUAAUAUUGAAGGCGUUAAGGAAAUAAUUUUUCCAUUUAAACGCUACAUAACAAUUGCACAAAUGAUUCAAUUUGUUCUUUUAAUUUUCCAUGCAUUGGUAUCUUUACAACCAUCGUGCAAAGUUCCGAAAUUUCCCGGAAUAAUAAUUAUUCCAAAUGUUCUUUUUAAUUUUAGAUUAUUUUAUAAUUUUUAUAAAAGAGAGUACUUGAGUCACACAAAAAAGUCAGAAUAAAUAUUAAAGAUAUUGUAAAACUUAAUUUAAAAGUAAAUGUAGAACAUACUUUUUAUAUAGAAAAUAAAUCAAUUUUAUACAAAAAAAA